AUGAUGGUAACAUGUCUCGUGCAAAUCAUUGGAGCAGUCAUUCAGGUGACCAGUCAUUCGUCGGCUCAGUUUAUAGUCGGCCGUAUCUUGAUCUACUUGGCUGUUGGAUUGGUGGAAAAUGUUGUGCCAACAUACGAGUCAGAGAUUUGCCCAGCGCCUUUGCGAGGUUUCUGUGUUGGAUCAAUUCAACUGUUCUUAACAUUCGGCUCCCUCAUAGCCGGAAUUGCGAACCAGUAUUUGUCCAAGUACAGCUCUGAUGCAGGUUGGAUGAUCGCGACUGGUGUCCAAGGAGUACCCGCCGUCAUUAUUCUCGCCGGGCUUCCUUUUACUCCUAAUUCACCGCGCUGGCUCAUUUCCAAAGGUCGCCGAUCCGAAGCACUGAAGGCUCUGCAGCGGAUCCGUAAUAAGCAAGCCAACGAUAGUGGCCUCUGUGAGCUUGAAAUUGUUGCCUUGGAAAGCUCAGAUAACAACAGUGAGAAGGCACCAUGGUCUGCACUUUUCAACUCUGCGAACAGACGCCGUACAUCUAUUGCCUUGGCCAUCAUGGCUCUACAGCAGCUCACGGGUGUCACCUUCAGCAGCUCCUAUGGACCCACCUUCUACAAGAAGGUCGGACUAGGAGACAUGGCAUUCACAUAUGCAGCAAUCAACAACGGUGUCUCUGUUGUGACGGCCAUGAUCGGAAUGAUUCUCUUUGACACAUUUGGAAGACGUGACGUUACUUUCCAUGGAUGUUGGCUCCAAACAGUCUUCCUCUGCUUGAUUGGCGGACUCGGCUCGAAGCCUCACCGAACAACCGGUGACACUAACGGCUUGGUCGCAUCUUUUAUUCUGUAUGCUGCGGUGCUACACGCUACGUUGGGCCCCUCUGCAUACAUCACGGCUGCAGAGGUGGGAACUGCGACUUUGAGAGAGAAGACUAUGGCAAUUGCCACAGCUUUCAAUGUUGUGGUUGGGUUCGUGGUCGUUUAUACCACCCCAUACCUUCUCUCCACCCCAGGCGCUAAUCUCGGUGCCAAGCUUGGGUAUAUCUGGGCAGGAUUUGCCGGUGUUGGUGCUAUAUGGGUUUGGUUUUUCAUGCCAGAGCUCAAAGGAAGAGGGCUUGAGGAGAUUGAUGAACUGUUUGCAGCAAAGCUGCCUGCGUGGAGGUCAAAGAAGUUUGUUGGAUCGGGUCUUGGUGGCGCUGUUGCCAAUAGCAAGGAGGAUGCGAUGCAGAAAGAGCAGGUGGAAGAGGUUGAAAAAGUCUAG
Molecule: messenger RNA, 1248 nt
Organism: Penicillium salamii
Lineage: Eukaryota; Fungi; Ascomycota; Eurotiomycetes; Eurotiales; Aspergillaceae
Source: the annotation of a GenBank genome assembly